UAAGAAGCCAGAGCAGCAUGAAGCUGCUCUGGCUGGUCGCUGCCGCCGGAGGCGCAGGCCUCGCCACAGGCCUCGCGCCCCCCGGCGCCUUGUUCCUAGGCAUCGACCUGAGCACGCAGUCCUGCACGGCCGUCGUCGUCGACGGCCGCCUCGACGUCGUGCACCGCCACAGCGUCAACUUCGACGAGCGCUUUCCGGAAUACGGCACGGAGAGCGGCUACCACGCCGGGGACGAAGGCACGGCGACGUCGCCGGUGGCCAUGUGGCUCGACGGCCUCGAUUGCGUGCUCGACGAGCUGCCCGAAUCGCUCCUGCAGCAGGUCGACGCCAUUUCCUUCAGCGGCCAGCAGCACGGCGCCGUGUAUUGGUCUUCCGAGGCGGCACGAUUACUGAAGGGCCCUCAGAAGGGCGAAGAUAUCGAGUUCGUCGAGAGUGAGCUCACGACGAAGCACCGCAUGAAAUCGGUGAGGGGCCUGCGCGGCGGCCUGCGGGAGCGCUUAGUGCCCGGUGCCUUCGCCCUGGCAGAUGCGCCGAUCUGGGCCGACGCUUCUACGCAGGAGCAGUGCGACGCGCUCGAGGACGCGCUCGGCGGGCCCGAUGAAGUUGCCAAAAGGACGGGGUCGCGCGCGUACGCGCGGUUUACAGCGAACCAGAUGGCCGCGGUGGCGUAUCGAGAUCAAGAGGCCUGGGCGCGGACGGCGGAAGUUUCAUUGGUGUCGGCCUUCGGGCCGUCGGUGCUGUGCGGUCACGUCACGCCCGUGGACGCGUCGGACUCGACGGGCACGAACGUGGGCAUGUUGCACGACCGCAAGUGGGGCACGCGAUGCACGGAGGCCUAUGGGGCGAUGCCGGGCGUCGGCGGCGCCGAAGAGUUUAGAAAAAGGCUGGGCGCGGCGCCCGUCGCCCCCGGCACGGAGGUGGGCAGGGUCGCGCCCUGGGUCUGCCGGCGGUUCGGAUUUCGAGGCUCGGGCCGGACCAUAUCGCAACCACCACCCUCUGUGUUUGUCGGAGCCGGCGACAACCCGUCGACGGCGGCCGGUUUAGGUCUCGCGGCGCCGGGCGACGUCGCUUUGUCUUUAGGUACGUCUGAUACCUUCAUGGCCGUGUCUCGGGAAGCCAGCCCGCGCUUAGAGGGCCACGUGUUUGCGAGCUGCACUCAACCGGGCGAGUUCCUGGCCCUACUGUGCUACGCGAACGGCGGUCCGAGUCGAGAACGUAUCAAGAGGGACCUGCUGGGCCCCAAGGCCUCGUGGGAUGAAUUUGGGAGAGCUUUGAAACGGGCCCCGCCCGGGAACGGCGGUAUCCUCGGCCUCGAGCUGGCCAACGCGGAGAUCACGCCCGUCAUAUCCCGGACGGGCCGGUUCUUCGUGGAUCAAGGCGAUCGCGUUUUGAGAUUAGGCGACGGUCAGGCCGACCCCUCGUCGAUCGCCUGCCGCGCGGUCGUGGAAGGGAGGUUCCUCUCGAUGCGCGGGCGCGGCGCGGCGUUGGGCGUGGAUGCUAGUGAAGGCCGCGUCCUGGCGGCCGGCGGCGCCGCGAAGUCGCCGGAGAUCGUCCAGGUCGCCGCCGACGUGCUGGGCGCGCCGGUCUACGCCGCGGACGUGCCCGACGCGGCCGCGCUCGGGGCGGCGUUCCGCGCGGCCCACGGCGCCGCGGGCGCGGGCGCGUCUUUCGAUGCGUUCCUGUCGUCGCACGGCGCCGGCGCGUCGUCCCUCGACGUCGUCGCGCGGCCGCGCCACGCGGAGCUAUACACGCCCGACGUCGUGGCGCGGUAUUUGAGGCUUGAAGAUGACGUGGCGCGGGGUAAAUGGGGGUAGUUGA
Molecule: messenger RNA, 1818 nt
Organism: Pelagomonas calceolata
Lineage: Eukaryota; Pelagophyceae; Pelagomonadales; Pelagomonadaceae
Source: the annotation of a GenBank genome assembly